This is a messenger RNA of Epinephelus moara (kelp grouper), 3172 nucleotides long. RefSeq names its product dystrobrevin, beta a (gene dtnba). The transcript is spliced from 22 exons. Gene Ontology annotation, molecular function: zinc ion binding. The record is from RefSeq and is a predicted model, not a curated record. NCBI's taxonomy places the organism in Eukaryota, Metazoa, Chordata, Actinopteri, Perciformes, Serranidae. Bases 314 to 2182 code for a protein of 622 amino acids. Gene Ontology annotation, biological process: synaptic signaling. Gene Ontology annotation, cellular component: synapse; plasma membrane.
GGAGUGACUUUCUUUUAAAAAUAGUACACUUCAUCACAGCAGCAACCGGUACAGCGGCAGCAGCGGCCGCUUACGGAGGGUGUCAAGCAUGCUUCGCUACGGAAAUAAAUAACGGGACCGGGACGGUGUUAUUUUAACCAAAAAAAGAAGAGGAAACACAGCGAAAAGAGGAAGCGGAUAUUUCACAAGCGAAGAUUAAGUCCUCACGUUUCAGUGUUGAUGUUGGUAUUUGGCCACGAAUACCUGCCGAAAACAGUCCCGACGUCCUUUAUUGAGGCUCCUCUGUCCUGUGUGACCCCCUGACACAGAGAGGAUGGUGAUGGAGGAGGGGGGGCAGAGAGACAGAGGGAGGGGGACUACAGUGACAGCAGAAACAGAGGGGAGACAGAUCUUCACAGAGCUUGCGGAGCAGAACUUGGAUGCCAUUUGUCUCUCUACAUAUCGAACAGCCUGCAAGCUCAGAUUCAUACAGAAGAGAUGCAACUUGCAUCUGAUAGACAUAUACAAUGUGAUUGAGGCAGUGCGGGACGCCGGUCUGAACGCUGUAGAGCUGAACGCCGGCAUCUCUGUGACAAGACUGGAAAACUUGGUGUCCUCCCUUUUCAACCAGCUGAGCAAGCGCCUGCCCACCACACACACCAUCAACCCGCGAGAGAGCACCGUCCUGUUGGUCGAAUUCCUACUGGCCGCCAUUGACAGUGAGCCUGACAGUCGUCUGACGGUGCUCUCUGUGAAAUCGAUGCUGUCCACACUGUGUGGAGGGAAACUGGUAGAUAAGCUCCGCUAUGUGUUUUCUCAGGUAUCUGACCCUGGUGGCGUGUUGGUACAAUCCAAGUUUGAUGCUUUUCUGAGGGAGGCUCUCAAGCUGCCCACCGCUGUGCAUGAAGGACCGUCCUUUGGCUACACACACACCUUAGCACGCUCAUGCUUCCCACAACAGAAGAGGGUAAUGCUCAACAUGUUCCUGGACAUCAUAGCUGACCCUCCUCAGUGUCUUGUCUGGCUGCCUCUCAUGCAUCGCAUGGCCAACGUUGAGCACGUCUGUCAUCCCGUGUCAUGCUCCUACUGUCGUGGCAACGGCAUGACAGGCUUCCGCUAUCGCUGCCUCCGUUGCCGUGGUUACCAGCUCUGCCAGAACUGCUUCUGGCGCGGCAAUGCCAGCGGCUCUCAUAGCAACCAGCAUCAGAUGAAGGAGCACUCAUCGUGGAAGUCGCCGGCGUCAAAGCUUGGCCGAGCCCUGGGCAGGACUCUGGGCUGUGUGUCAUCCAGAGAGCCCCCUCAUCCUAUUUUCCCAGAGGAACCUGUGAGGACCCUCAACCUCUCCAACAUAGUCCCCCCUCGCUCCAUUGGGAACACCAGUGAGGCCAUGAUGCUGUCCUCAUCAGUGCCCGAGUCCUCCAAGAGUUUGUCAGCCGCUCAGCGUAUGAACGAGGAACACGCUCUGAUCGCUGCGUAUGUGAAUCGCCUCCAGACCAGCCCAAGCAGCGUGGACAGUCCCAGAAGAGAAGAUGAGGAGCACAAACUGAUCGCCCGCUACACCUCCCGACUGGCAGAGACUGACGGCACACCGGUGAUACCUAACCGGAGUAUCAACUUUGAUGUGAACAAACAGAAGAGGGAGCUCAUUGCUCAGCUGGAGUGUAAAAACAGAGAGAUCUUGGCAGAGAUCAAACGUCUCCGCGUAGAGCACGACGCAGCGUGCCAGGCCAGCCCAGAGAAAGGCAGCACCAACCCGACUCUGCUGGCCGAGCUUCGUCUGCUCAGACAAAGGAAAGAUGAGCUGGAGCAGAGGAUGUCAUCUCUGCAAGAGAGCAGGAGGGAACUGAUGGUGCAACUGGAGGGACUGAUGAAGCUGCUCAAGGAUGAGGAACAGCGACAGGCAGCGCAGGCGGCCGGCUCUUCUCACGCCUCUCCUGCUCGACCGAGCCCAUCAGCCGUCCGCUCUGUAGGCGCUUCACCUCCCCUGGCUCACAUGUACUCUCCUCAAGAUUCACUCGCCGGGGUGGGUGGUGACGUGCAAGAGGCAUUCGCCCAAGGUCCGAGAAGGAACCUGAGGAAUGACCUUCUGGUAGCAGCUGACUCCAUCACCAACACUGUGUCCUCACUGGUCAAAGAGCUCCACUCUGAUGAUGUUCGGGAGGAAGAGGAAAGAUUGCUGAACGGGAAGGACAGAGCAGGUUAAAAUGAUCGCAGGACAAACAAAAACAGCAGAGUGAUGUUUCAUCACGGCCAAAGAAGACUGACCCUGCUGGGAUUCAAAUAUAACUUCUUGUAUUCAUCGUUAGCCGGUGGGCAUUAGAGCUCCACUGCCAAUCAACCAAUCACGAUGCUGGACACCAAACGACCACUGGGUCCCUACUGAUGUAUAGCUGUGAUUCUCUGUGUGUGCGUGUCUUGUCACUGUGGAUUUUUGUUUUUGAUUUGAUUAUGCAUAGCUAAACGAGGAAUCUGAAACCUACUGAUUUGUACUGUAGCGCGUGUGUGUGUGCGCUCUGUGUUUUCGAGGGUCGCGUAAGUGAGAGGGGCACCGUGAAGAGACAGAAAGAUGUGUUUAGGAAAUUUGUGAAGGAUAAAAAGCGGAGGAAAGUGUCAUGAUGGAGAUACAGCAUGUAACAAGUGGAAAAAAACAAUAGGAAGUCAAAAAGACGAAAAGUGAGUUGUAAUGUUUUAAGUUUCAGCACUGUGUGCUUAGUAUUUAUUGCUUUGAUUUGAGUUUUGACAUUUACUCAUUCGGUUUAAGUGUUUAUGUGUAUGUGAGUGUGGUCCGGCCCUGCUGAGACGAUAAGCUUUAAUGGGACUUUUCCUGCUGUAUCAAGCCCAGCCCAGUGCAGGGUGGGAAGCUGAAGUCCCAGUCCUGGUCCAGGUGUCUGAGACCUGGAACAGAUUAGUGCCAGGGGUGCUGGUAUGAUCGCGCAGCUCAGGUUGUCCAGGCCUCUCUGUGUGUCUCGGUACUGCAGUGGGACUACAGUCAAAGAGGAGAUAUCUGAUUACUGUGUGUGUGUGCGUGUGUGUGUGUGUAAGUGUGUGAGUGAGAGAGAGAAUAUAAAACCAGUUGCUUCAGUGUAGCAACAGAGUAGCAAAGUGGGUGGAGAAAUGGGCUCUGGAAGUGUUUAACCCCGUAACAAAUGUUCUUUUUAAAGACACUCAGUGUUUCCCAACCUGAGUGUGAGGC